AUGCAUCCCUCUUCAGCAAUCCACAAUGCCUCCGCCACUUUUGCCAUUGUGGCAGUCACUUUCCACUACUUCCGCAUUUGUUACGGCGUGAGGAGUGGCGGGGGGGUGCCGCGACGAUUGGCAGGUGGACAGCCUGCAGCAGACGAAGACCCCGUUCUGUCUGCCAUUCUUGACAUGUGUUUGGACAUGGAAGAAGAAGUGGGUGGCUGUCCCCAAGCUCGGCCAGUUCCGCAAGAGGAGCUGUCAGGACCGCAUUCCUCGUGGCAAUCACUUCCUUCGCUUCAGCAAGAGCAGCCGACAAGGUCUGCGGUUCCAUCUUCCUCAGCUUGGGGAUCUCUCCAGGGACCUCCAGGUGAAGUGUCUCUUCAGCAGAUCCCACCUCCGGUUUUGCAGAAGAAUUAUCAUGGGGGUUGGCCAGUUGCGGAUGAGAUUGCUCGUGCCUUGCCCCUUGGAGGGCCGUCCAUAUAUUGGCAGCACUCUUCGAUGUUGCCUACCCAGGUCGGUGUCCCGCUCACCAGGCUGAGCACGAAAUCCACACCUACUGUGUAUCCAUUGCCUGGGAACGCACCAUUACCACUUCAGGACCCGGGUGUAGGGAGUUCUUCCGGAGUCGCAGGUACACUUCGAAUAUCCACCACACCAACAGUGGCGGGAACCCAAAAUUACGUCAGCCCUGUGGAUCUGUUGGCAAGUGGCCAGCCCCUGAAUGUUCAAAAAAGCGCAGUCCCCCCGACCUCCGUCCUUUUGCAGGAAGUUUUGAGGCCAAAGGGACAGUCGGCGGAAGGCGAACUCCAGAGCCCACCAGGCCCACGUCCUUCCCGACCCUUAAAAAGGCAAAAUGAAUUGCCAGUACAGCUCCUGUUUGGUGGAUCUGGUUCAGGUGCUUAUUUGCGGACAAAACAUGAAUCCUUGCCGCAGGUGCGUAGCAGCACAGGUGUUCAACCGGCUCAGCAUUCGUUGCCACCAUACCCUGUGCAGGCUGUGCAGAAUUCUGGGAAGCAGCCACAAGCAGAAACGCCCAUCGCACGUGCAGCUUCUGGGGCCGGAGUAAUGUUAACCCCCCAUCCAUUUUAUAGGCUUCCGAAGUUCAACAAGAGUGCGGGCUGGAAGGUGAUACAUUUUUCGGCCGCAAAAGCCUUUGCAGAUAAGGCAAAUCUUAACAUACCUACCGGUGCUAUGCGCAUUGUGCACGACCUUUUUAUACUAGAACGUUUGCCUGAAGUCGGAGCAAACGAGAUAAUAGCGAAUACUCAGCGAAUUGCUGGCCAUCUGUAUAACUGUCAUCAGGAUUCAGAGGUAAAGCUAACACCAUCUGAGGCGGUAAUGGUAUUGGGUAGGAGAUAUAUGAUGCUGGAAAUGCUUCUGUGUGCAAUUCAUGUUUUGGGACCGGCGAUGGAUGCCCAUAAGUGGUGGAAAAAUCUAGUCAAAUUGAUUCCACCGCAUGUCGCUCUUACCCCCCCAAGAUAUCCCACUCUGCGCUGCUCUCAAUACAUAGCUCUUACAAAAAGACUAAGUUCAGCUAUAAAUUUACUAAGGAAUGGCAUACGACCAGGGGAAGAGGAAACGAUUGACCUGAAAAGGGAACUGUUUUGUAAACCGGAUUCUCACCCGGAGUUUAGACUGCCUCGAUGGGAAGCGUGGAGGGUCGAUGAUAGGAAAGCAGGACAGGGCUAA
Messenger RNA from Eimeria maxima, 1674 nucleotides. RefSeq lists its product as hypothetical. The transcript has 2 exons. The record is from RefSeq and is a predicted model, not a curated record. NCBI's taxonomy places the organism in Eukaryota, Apicomplexa, Conoidasida, Eucoccidiorida, Eimeriidae. The coding region runs from base 1 to 1674 and encodes 557 amino acids.